Messenger RNA from Candoia aspera, 3842 nucleotides. It is a transcript of the gene MAB21L1, whose product is annotated as mab-21 like 1. Bases 2360 to 3439 code for a protein of 359 amino acids. The record is from RefSeq and is a predicted model, not a curated record. Lineage: Eukaryota; Metazoa; Chordata; Lepidosauria; Squamata; Candoiidae. The transcript has a single exon.
CUGAUCUGCGGCCCUGGUGGGGAGCCGCUCCCGAAGCUCCGGCUUGGUCUGGAAGGGCCUCGCUGCCGUUUUCUAUGCAGCCGCCCGCUACCAGCGGGGAAGGGCGCUGACAGAUCAGAAGCGCCGACUCGGGGAAAACGGGACUCCCUCAGCUCCCGCCGGGAGAUCGGCGGACCCGACGAGGCGGCAGCCGGGGGCACUUCCAGACCGGCGCGCUCUCCGGAGCCGUUAGAGAGGCUCGCAUCUUGCCGCCGCCCCAUUAAACUCCUGCCCACGCGGACUCGCCUCGGUCUGUUCGGGCUGCUCGAGCGCCGACUGGCCUCAGGCGUGUUCCAAGCUCAGGGGCGUCUGAUUUCGAACCGAGGCGCCUUGGGAAGGGGGAGAACAUCGCUCGAGGAGAGGGCUUAAGCAAUGCGUCUGAGGGGUGAAUCUUGAUCCCCCGAUCCUACACAAGUACAUCAUCAGGGUAAUGGAUGCAAUUUUAGGGAGGGAAAAAAGUCCCCGAAACAGUCUCAGCGCAGAGUAAACCUGCUUGUUUUCCACCAAUAUCCAUGAGAAUUAAACGGAACCUGAAGGCCAAAGGCAAGACCCGUUUGCCUGGGGGUGCCCCGACUUUAUAAUGUGGAAGAAGGUCCCACUGAUUUCGAAGGCUUAAAUCUCGCUAGUGCACGCCUCACGCUUUCCAGAUGGCAAUGUCAACCUUAAGAGGCCGCCCGGGGCUUCGGAAAACCCUUCCAAGGACCGGGCGCUCUCGCAGGUCACCUCGCCCUCCUCGGGAACCGGUUUUCUGGGGCCAGCGCCCCGCAACAAACAGCUUUGCCGGGAGGCGCCCCACAAAAUCUGCGCCCAUUUCAGCCCUUCCUGGGAUGCUCCAUUCGGAGAGAAAUGCGGUCGGCCAGCGAGCUCCGCUGACCCGGCCCUCCCCCUCUGCCACACGUGCCCUUUUAUUUAAUCCUGCAUAGACUGCGAACGGAACACGAGGGUAGACGGCCCACUUCGGAUCAUUAACAGACAUUUAUUUUUUCAAGUAUGUCCAGAACACCCAGCGUCUCCCGCAGAUACCUCUGUUACACGGAUGUGACGCAAAGAAGGCAACAAUGCACCUAAUCGCUAACAAACACAAUUGGCGCUGACCGCCAGCUGCCUGGCUUCGGAAACUCGGUCCGGAAAACUGACAAACCCGGUCGUCAACGGGAUACCUCGUUGGUCUGCUAGCAAUCUAAGAAGACAACGUUUGCAUCCGAUCGAUUAAGACCCGUCAGAUGGCCCUUCCUGCUAUUUAAGUGUGCUGGAGGAGGAGGAGGAGGAGAGGAGGCUUCUCCUGGCAUUUGCGUUCAAGGAUCGGAGACUUCCUAACACUGGGCUGGCCAGCUGACCAGUGGAAAACUGUCCUGGCGGUUUCCAACGGCUAAGGGGCAGCGCCAGUUGAAGCCCCAUUCAGAAGCCAGAGGGUCCCCGCUUCCUUUCUCCAACAGCGAACCUCAUCUCCAGUUUGCUGGUCGAAGGAUGGCGGGCUUGUGACACCUGCAGUCCCGUUUGUGCCAGAAAGCGACUCUGACCGCGCCUUCCGAGUUCCGCGAAGUCUUUUCCUAGCGGCGCCGCCUUUAAGCGCCCUCUCCACCAUUCCCCAUGGAUGGGCGGCCUGGCUGGUCGUUCUGUGUCAUCAGCCCCCUACCUUUACUUUGUGUGUUUCUCUCUCUGCCGCCAAGAGAGGGAUUAAUUAACCGGGCUGGAGCUGAAAGAGGCUGCCGUGACGAGCCCAGUGGCGAUUGGCCGCCCGCCUGCCUGGCCCUGCCUUUAUAAUUUCCACACGAGUACAUCUGGGUUCUUACACAAACCGACAGCCAGCUUCUUCUGAUGCAUACACACACUGAGAGAGGGAAACACCGGCACUGCCCUUGCAAUCUAGCCACCCUACACACAUGGUUGCUGCUCCGGGAGAAGCUCAAAUAAAUAUAUAGCCAGAGGUGUAAUUCAAACUGUUGGGAGCCUUGCUAGAUCUGUUCAAACUUUUUUUAACUUUUUUUUUUAAACAGCAGAUCUCCAUGCCUUCCGCUGCUCACUCUAAGAUCCUCUAACGGCACCCACUUGAGCACACUGAAGCAGGGCGUGUGUUUGAUAAGGACCCGAGAUCUGUCCAGAGCUAAACGGUCCGUCUAGCAGCAGCAAGAGAAAGCAUCUGGGCUGGAACGCAGCAGAGCCGCCGCCGCCGCCUAGCGCCUUGUAUAAGCUUCUGGUUACGUUUCCCAGCGUAAGGCAGUCCGAUUCUCCUCUGAAGUUGGCUCCAGCCUUAGCAGCCGCAUUGGAUCCCACAGCAUACUGCGAGACUCCGGUCUACAAUCCGGAUCUCUGUCCCAACAUGAUCGCAGCCCAGGCCAAGCUGGUUUACCACCUCAAUAAAUACUACAAUGAGAAAUGCCAAGCCAGGAAAGCGGCCAUCGCGAAGACUAUCCGAGAAGUCUGCAAAGUGGUCUCGGACGUGCUAAAGGAAGUGGAAGUGCAGGAGCCCCGCUUCAUCAGCUCCUUGAACGAAAUGGACAACCGCUACGAGGGCCUGGAAGUCAUUUCGCCCACCGAGUUCGAAGUGGUCCUCUACCUGAACCAGAUGGGCGUUUUUAACUUCGUGGACGACGGCUCGCUGCCCGGCUGCGCGGUACUCAAGUUGAGCGACGGGCGCAAGAGAAGCAUGUCCCUCUGGGUGGAGUUCAUCACGGCCUCGGGUUACCUCUCAGCCCGCAAAAUCCGCUCCCGGUUUCAGACGCUGGUGGCCCAAGCCGUGGACAAAUGCAGCUACCGAGAUGUCGUGAAAAUGGUGGCGGACACCAGCGAGGUGAAGCUGCGGAUCCGGGAUAGGUACGUGGUGCAGAUCACGCCGGCGUUUAAGUGCACCGGGAUCUGGCCCAGAAGCGCGGCCCACUGGCCCCUGCCCCACAUUCCCUGGCCAGGGCCGAACCGCGUGGCUGAGGUCAAAGCCGAAGGCUUCAACCUCCUGUCCAAGGAGUGCCACUCGCUGGCAGGCAAACAGAGCUCGGCCGAGAGUGAUGCCUGGGUCUUGCAGUUUGCCGAGGCCGAGAACAGGCUACAAAUGGGCGGGUGCCGGAAGAAAUGCCUCUCGAUCCUCAAAACGCUGCGGGAUCGCCACCUGGAGCUACCCGGCCAGCCCCUGAAUAACUACCACAUGAAGACGCUGGUUUCCUACGAGUGCGAAAAGCACCCGCGGGAGUCGGACUGGGAUGAGUCUUGCCUGGGCGACCGCCUCAACGGGAUUUUACUGCAGCUCAUCUCCUGCCUUCAGUGCAGGCGGUGCCCGCAUUACUUCUUGCCUAACUUAGACCUCUUCCAAGGCAAACCGCACUCCGCCCUGGAAAACGCAGCCAAACAGACGUGGCGGCUGGCGAGGGAAAUACUCACCAACCCCAAAAGUUUGGAGAAACUUUAGGAGGCCGAGGCGACGCAGCCGUCAACUAUUCACGCCGCCUCCUUCUCUUCCGAGGAUUCUGUGGGGAAAACUCAGGUGCUGCCAGCCGACCACGCAAACGCCAGCCGGCCAGAAGGAAGAGGCGUCCCCGCAGGCGAAGCGCACCGCAAGGAUUACGACUUGCCCCCAACACGGUGCCCUCCUCCCGUUCGGAAAAACAACGCGAAGAGCGGGAUUCUCACCUGGGGAGAGCAAUGGCGGCUCCGCUUCAGCCUGCCUGCGACCAUCGCGGCACAGAAACCGGACCAGGGGAUUGUAUUAACCAGGCCAGUAUUUUUGCGUGAAGAAAUGCUGAUCUGGGGAGGCCACCCGAACAAAGAAAAGCAAACGAGCCUACCGCGGUUUUCUCCCUCUCCCCCCCCCC